Molecule: messenger RNA, 876 nt
Organism: Polychytrium aggregatum
Lineage: Eukaryota; Fungi; Chytridiomycota; Chytridiomycetes; Polychytriales
Exons: 4
Coding region: 119-769 (216 amino acids)
Source: RefSeq, a predicted model, not a curated record
UGACCCUUGUCCAACUGCACCAACCUGCAACCACAGCCAUCCGUCGUCUGCAGCCACUCAUCAUCCAUAGCCAUCCACCGUCUGCAACUCCCCUCGCUCAUAUCCUCCCGAUACCGCCAUGUCCUCUCUUCCUCCCACCGAGAAUGCCAACGAGGAAAUCGUCGGCGGAACAGCAAAGCAAAUGCGCUUCCGCAACAAGAACGAGAUGAACUGGCGAGUGAUCCGUGAGAGUAUUCCGUACGGAGCCGCAACAACGGUGGCCGCCCUGGGGCUCUCUGCCGUCGCUCAGAAGCGCUGGCCCUUCUACCAGCGUCUCACGCUGCCCAUCAAGGUAUCCGUCAUCCUGGGCUCCACCAUCAUUGGUUUCUUCACGGCCAGCGACAUUGUGGCCAUGAAGAUCGAUCGCGAGUUUGCCCAGCAGUUCUCUGUUGUUCGUGAAAGCGAGGUCGAGACCGAUGCUUCCCAGGGCCAGAUCAACUUUACCACGGCCGAGGGCUGGAAGAAUGCGUUUGUCCGCUUUCGCUACAGCGCUGUCGCCGGUCUCUGGGCUACUUCGAUGGCCGUUGCUCUCGGCUACAACUUCCGACGCACCGACAUCACCCACGCCCAGAAGGUCAUCAACGCACGCAUGACGGCUCAGCUGCUGGCCCUGGCGGGUGUGAUGGGUGUCGCCGGUGUGUCGGCCAUGGUUGAUAUCAAGCCCAUGGUGAAGAUUGAUCCAUACUACGAACGCAUCGUCGCCGGUGGAUCCAAGCCGGCCACAUCCUGAGUGUCAAGCCAAGCCUCGAUGCAGCGAGCGCUGCUCUGGGACUGGCGGUGCUGUGAUCAGACCCGUCCUGGUUUGGCGAUGGCCGUGCUUGAUGUGGUGAAGUGGUU